AUGAAAUACUACAGGAAUCGAAUAAAUGAAGCGAUUGAGGAAUUCGAUUAUUUUUCCCAUUAUGGGAAACAUAGUUCAUUAUCAGGUGCAGCAUUUUUUGUGCUUCGGGCAGCUUUCAAAGAGAAUGACGAAUUAUUCCAGAAAGCAGUAAAAAUCAUCAAUGGAAGUGUAGAAAGUCGUUUACAACAAAUCUGCAUUUUGGGUUGUGUAUUUCUCAUUGAAGAAUUUCAUAUACAGUUUGUGGACUUCCUAAGGAAACAGAACUACAGCAUAUCAACGAACGACGUUGAAUUCAUAUGUAGUCUGGUACGCAAAUGUAAAGAGCCCGCUAUUUUGGAAUCGUUCUUGAAUGCCCAUGAAUUAUUCAAGUUGACUGAUAAGUCACGAGCUCAAAUAUAUGGAAGUUUAAUCGAAAUUUAUGGAAGGGCCAACAAUUUGACUGGCUUGUUGAAAAUAUGGGAACAAAUGGUUGCAGAGAAGAAUUUGAAUAACUUCAGAGUUGUGAUACUAAAACUUGGUCACUUCUACAAAUGCAAUAAUUUUUCAGUCCCAACUGAUAUGCAGUAUUACUUGAGACAGUACAGAGAGUAAUCAGUUAAUAAAAUCAAAAAAUACAAA
Messenger RNA from Loa loa (African eye worm), 618 nucleotides. RefSeq lists its product as hypothetical. NCBI's taxonomy places the organism in Eukaryota, Metazoa, Nematoda, Chromadorea, Rhabditida, Onchocercidae. The coding region runs from base 1 to 591 and encodes 196 amino acids. The record is from RefSeq and is a predicted model, not a curated record. The transcript has 5 exons.